AUGUCUCCUCGGGUAACAGUGCAACUCGUCCCGGGAUGUUCUGAUGGCGACCCAUUGCACGUCCCUCCACCAGGUAUACACACCCAAGUAGACCCGCCUACUCUAUACCUAGAGAAGAUCGGCCAGGCGUGGAUGGAGCAUCGAGGCGAGGCCCGCCCGGGAGUCAGUUACAUCCUCGAAGCUUUGCCAGCAGGUUAUACCAUGUGGGAGCGCCCGAGACCAUCAAACGCAAAGCAUGUCGACAAAUAUCUAUAUGGCCAUCCUAGGAAGAAGGCUUUCGACUCACCCAACCGCUACUUCCCUCACUUCGAGCAUCUGAUGAGCAACAAUGGCAACAGCAUAGGCUGUCCAUGCACUCUAUGCAGUGGCACUGCAGGCGUACUUCCGAAAACAUCAGCCAACAGCUCCCAGGUGCGAAGCUCAAGCGCGGCGUCUUCGCGAAAGGCAUCCAACUCGUCUGCUUCUCUGCCAAGCCGGCCUUCCAGUGCCCACAGCGUUCAAUCGCUUCCACUUGCACCACCGCCUAGUUUGGCACCACAGCACAAAGGUCGGCCAAAGAAGAUAACUCCGGGUCUAGACACGACCAAUGUCGACAGCGAAGGCACCCCCGACGUAUACAGGAACCUGAUCGACAAGCUUCGGCGACACCAGUCUGUGGAUGAAGCUAUACUGGAGCCGUUGAGCCCAGACUGGCGAGCGGAGCAGGACCAUCUCCCCAAAUUCCUCGGCGAUAUAAAGGCACAAGACCAAUGGGUUCCCCGAAUUGGAGACAUUGUUUUGUACAUACGCAACAUGCCCGACAACGUUGAAUUGGUGCGAGACAACGCCACCGGCGAGCUUCAAUUGUACGAUGAGCGGCGCAAGCAGCAUCUCGGCGUUCCACAAUGGGCGGCAGGCCUGGUCACUGAGCCCGCUACUGGUACCACGGUUGCCGAGCUCGUCGCCGCUACCCAGGAGCGCAACGUGUCUAGCAUAGGCGUACGCGUCGAACCGGUCCCAAAUCCAAACGAGUCGGACAAGUCGCUCUCUAAGAGACACAAAUACGUCUUGUUGCGACAAACGAGUCCGUUUAUGAUGUGGAGAGACCUCUUGCGUCGCAUUCCCCAAGAAGAGUGGCAUGAUACUGUCAAGAACGCCCUCGCCCUUAUGUCGACGCUCUCGCUCAUGGGCAAAUAUCGCUUCCGAGGGUCGUGGCCGAACGCGAGCAUAUAUUGUCAUGGCAUCUACGUUGGCGCUGAGAUGCUUGCCGUGGGCGACACAGUGCGACUCCUUCCCAACAAGCAAUCCGGUCAGUCUGGCUGCACGGAUGUCAUGAGCAUUAAGUCCAUCCGACUGAAGUGGACCAACUUGGACAAGGCAUCGGACAACGACUACAAUGAAGGGCGACCAUACAACUCUGAGAUAUGGAUCUACGGGUCAGCUUAUACAAGCGACGUGUCACGUUCGAACAAGACCUGGGUUACUGAACAUAACGUCGAGGCCCCACGAGUCGCAAAUGACUAUGCCGAUUGGUACCCAUUGCAUCCUGCUGAUAAAGAACUGGCAAUACCUUACUCACGCGUCCUCGGUCGCCUGCAUGAGCGCGAUGCCAUGGCCUACUUCCUCAAGUCCGAUGAUCACAACGCUCCAGGACUUGAUGUCGGCCGACAAGCUGUGGUGGAGGCGCGCGCCUUUGCUCGGAAACACGACAAUCGCAUAGCAGCGGAGUCUGAUGCCACAUGGUACUGGGGAGACGAUCGUGCUGACGCUCUAAACCUCCGCACUAUCAACGGCCUCGAUGUCUCCAGAUACGACCUUGACCGCGACGUCAAAGAUCUCCGCCGCAAGUACCGUCAACUAGAUGGUAUCGCCAAAGGAGACGCGAAGUCUACAGGUCAAGAUUUACUGGGCAGCAACGGACUCCGCAGCUUCAUGGCUCCCACCUUGCCACUUCGUACGAGCGGCGCGAAGGCACCGAGCGAAAGUGGAAGCUCAUCCAUCGCAAGUGCCAGCCAAGCCUCACGAAAGCGCACGCACAUCGUCGACCUAGACGAGGACGAUACUGAAGAGGACGACCUUGACGAAGAGAUACGAGAGCGCACUAAGGUUGUCCAAGAUGACCGCCAAGGUCCGAUGAAGAAAAAGGCGAAGGUGAUGGUUGUUAUCGAUUGA
Messenger RNA from Alternaria infectoria, 2151 nucleotides. RefSeq lists its product as uncharacterized. Lineage: Eukaryota; Fungi; Ascomycota; Dothideomycetes; Pleosporales; Pleosporaceae. The transcript has a single exon. Gene Ontology annotation, biological process: silent mating-type cassette heterochromatin formation. Bases 1 to 2151 code for a protein of 716 amino acids. The record is from RefSeq and is a predicted model, not a curated record. Gene Ontology annotation, cellular component: rDNA heterochromatin; SHREC complex.